Messenger RNA from Staurois parvus, 453 nucleotides. The record is from the annotation of a GenBank genome assembly. NCBI's taxonomy places the organism in Eukaryota, Metazoa, Chordata, Amphibia, Anura, Ranidae.
GUGGGCUCCGAGUCAACAGGCACGACAGUGGGCUCUGAGUCAAUUGGCACGACAGCGGGACCGGGUCAUCAGGUACCAGAUUGUCUGGCUCGACAGCGGGCAUCGGGUCACCAGGUAUGACAGCGGGCACUGGGUCACCAGGCAUCAGGUCAUUUGGCUCGCCAGCGGGCACCGCGUCAUUGGCAAGGCAGUGGGCACCGGGUCAUCAGGUACCGGAUUGUCUGGCUCGACCGGCUGGUAUCGGGUCACCAGGUAUGACAGCGGGCACCGGGUCAUCAGGUACAUUGUCUGGCUCGACAGCGGGGCAUCGGGUCACCAGGCAUCAGGUCAUUUGGCUUGCCAGCGGGCACUGGGUCACCAGGCCUAAUAGGGAUCGUCAGGCUGGAUCAGUUCAUCAUGCUGGGUAGAGGUAUCAGGCUGAAUGCAGGCAUCCGGCUGAGUAAAGGCAUCAGG